GCGGGGCAAGACGGGCCCCGCGCCAGUGUCGCGCGCGCCGUCAGUCCGGCCGCACGCUGCGCGUUACCCUCCCGCCGCGCCGCCGCCACCGCCGCCUCCGCCGCGCACCACCACUCACCCUCCGACACCCUCGGACCUCCGAUAGCCAUGGUACGUAAAUACGAAAGAAUGAGCGGACGUCAAUCUUGGAACGAGGAAGAGAUGGCGAAGGCCGUGGCCGCCGUGGUGUCCGGCAAGAUGGGCUACAAGCUCGCCGCGCGCACCUUCCACAUCCCGCGCUCCACGCUGCAGCGCCGCGCCAGCAAGAUCCGCUACCAACAGCCCGAUGACCCCAAGCCCCUGAUGGGCCAGUACCGGCGGGUGUUCACCGAGAGCCAGGAGAAGGACCUCGUGGGCUACAUCAAGAGCAUGGAGCAGUACUUCAUGGGCGUGUCGAGGAGGGACAUCCGCGAGCUCGCCUUCCAGUACGCCGAGGACAACAACCUGAACCACCCCUUCGACGUCAACGCCCGCAUGGCCGGCGAGGACUGGGUGAGGAACUUCCUCAAGAGGAAUCCCGAGCUCCUCCACAGGUCCGACCGAGAGAGUGACCUGGAGCCCGUGAACUUUGACCAAUUCUACCACUUCAUGUGCCAGUCAUGAUUGUAAUUCGUCUCUUCGUCCCGACUCGACGAGUCUCGCUGAAGAAUUAGCCCGUCUAGCCUGAGGUGUAACGUUUAAGAUGGACAUUAAAUGUACUUUAUACUAUUUAUAU
Molecule: messenger RNA, 754 nt
Organism: Aricia agestis (brown argus)
Lineage: Eukaryota; Metazoa; Arthropoda; Insecta; Lepidoptera; Lycaenidae
Exons: 2
Coding region: 148-642 (164 amino acids)
Molecular function (GO): DNA binding
Source: RefSeq, a predicted model, not a curated record